AGGCAUCAAAACACCAGCGAUACGAGACAACGGCUCCAAUGCUCGCCAGAGGUGCAAAUGCGGACCAGUCUGGCAUCCCGAAGCCGGCUUCAUGACUCGAAAUAACCUCGCGGGCCACCUCACCUGGUUGUUGAAGAACGCCGCCUUAUCAAAGCCCGCCGCUCGAGAGCUUCCCCAAGCCAGCGACUCAGCAUCAUUCCGAUUUUCGCAAUCCCAGUCUGCAGGCGGCCGUACGGCAGAGCCGAGUCAAGCAACCACCGUAUCAAGUGGAGGAGACAGACAUCGUCAGCAGGUUCAGGAAUCUCGGAGCUCAAAUGGCCCGCCGAAGAGAGAAGAAGGUUCACUGGUUACAGAAGUGGUGGCAUUAGAGGACGACGAUAUGGGCCGCCUAAACUUGUCUACCGGGUCGAAAAAGCCUUCGCUUUUGUCACAAUAUGGCAGACUUGCGACGCCAUCAUCAGCUGAAACCCAGUACAAACAGCGCUCAAAUGAGUCUUCAAAAACGAGUGACCCGUCACGCCGCAGUCCAUCUCCAGGAUUCGACGCUGAUUUUGCGGACUUCGACGUGGACGAUCUGGAAUACAUGGAUCUGACGAGGACAACCGGUGCAUCUGACGAAUCUGAUGAAUUUGGCGAAGAUGUAAAAGUCUGGACCGAAAAGGACGCAUCCUGGGAGGCACCGUUGCCCAAGACUAAGAAGAGGAAGAGUGCCGAUGCUGGUGCUGAUACUCAGUUUCCCGAUGUCUAUCAGAUUCUGGGAACCUCUCCUCCUGCCCCGACUCCCGGUCGACGUUCCGUCAAGAAAGUCAGUUCUGCCGUGCCAAACCUUCAACAGACAGGGAGGUCCAUUGUUGCUAAACCAUCACAGAGUGUUAAAGCAGGGUUACCUUCGGCCGGGUCUUCAUCUCCCUUGGGACGACUUGCCAAUCAAAGAUCACCAUCUCCAAUCAAGCGGACCCCUGAUAAAGACUAUGCCAUCACUAGCUCUGAGAGAAGGAAGAAAGCGAAAGUUUCUGGCCGGCGUUCUACAUCCCCGGAUUCUCUAGACUUUGACGACCGCAUCCCUCAACCCGAACAGCGCCGAACCGACGAGUAUUUCAUUCCUGAUUCCGAUGACGAAUUUGUGACACCCCCGUCAGUCCCUGCUGCUACAAAGAAGGAUUUUGUGGCGCCUGUGGUCAACCUGGAGAAAGAUGACUUCAUCAUGGAUGUCGAAGAUCUGCCUCCCACCCCUGAACCAAGACGAAAACGCCAAUCAUCAAAACUCCUGUCCAUAAUAUUAUCGAAUCCGCAGCUACUAGCGAAAAGGUGCGACUCGUUAGACAAGAAAAUCCAGCAGAAUGAUCGGGACUUCAUGCAGGCCAUCAAUGACAGAUUGCCGAAGGAGAAGAGGAACGAGAUCAAAGCGGAGAAAGAACGGCUCGUCAGACAACAAAAGGCGAUCCAGGAUCUCGAUCAAUCAGUGAAACAUUACAAGAAUCUGCACCAGCAACGAGAGGCAGUGGCUCAGAAGGUAGCACGAUCAUACGCCGAAGGUGCAAAUACGGACGAAGAAGAAGCCCGACUGGACGAGCUCACUGAGCAUGUCGAGACGAAAGAAGGAGAGCUCGCUCAAAUGCUAGCCGCAGCAGGGCUCAACGAAGCCAAUCUAUUAGAUACUACGGAGGCUCCUGACACGAGCCGAAGAGAUGAUCAUAUCGUUGUGCUUGGAACCCAGGCUGGUCAUGGAGGCUUGGUGAACAUGUCACGGAGUUCAAGAGACGCUCACUUGCCUAUGGGAGGGACUCAAGUCGUCCAUCAGACCCAACUUCCUGAACCUGUCCGGUCACAACUCUGGAAUGAACCCAUUCCGGCCCAGAGAAUGACUGGUGGAAGCGGUAGUCUGUCCCAAGAGGAUUUAAACUCACGAUCUAAGCCAUUUCCACGACAGCCAUCACGUACCACCCAGCUGCCCGAUUACGCCUCGACGUCUGCUCCAAGAUCAGUGCCAACGCUGGUCCAUGACGUGGACGCCGAGGAAGAUUUCUUCUCUGACAUUGAUGACGUGGACAUGCAGCUGCUACCCAAACCGGCGAAGAAGGCCACUCCAGCCGAGACACGCAAAGCACCUCAGAGGAGUCACAUUCAACGCGCAGCAAACGAGUUUAGCGACUUUAGUGACGAUGCUGAUAUGCUUGCAUUUGCUCAAGACUAUGAGGGACGGCAGUCUGCUCGAAAUCUGCCCCUGGAUUCUCGACGGGCAUUCUCCGAAACAUCUGGAAAUGCUGUGCCCGCGCCAAAGCAGAAGCAAGCCUCCAAAAGACAGGCGCCUCCAGAUUCAUCUCAAACAAGGAUACCGGCGGAGCUGAUGAGACAUCCUUGGUCUGCAGACGUACAAAAGACCUUGAAAGAUCGAUUCAGGAUGAAGGGAUUUCGACAGAAUCAACUGGAAGCCAUUAACGCCACGCUCGCAGGCGACGAUGCCUUUGUUCUGAUGCCAACGGGCGGUGGAAAGUCCCUCUGCUAUCAGCUCCCAGCUGUUGUCAAGUCCGGCAAAACAAGAGGCGUCACUAUCGUUGUUUCUCCUCUGCUGAGCUUAAUGCAAGAUCAAGUAGAUCACAUGAAAGCUCUAGGAAUACAGGCCGUUGCAUUCAACAGCGAGUGUUCGCCAGAGUACAAGCGGCAAGUCAUGUCUGCUUUCGAUGAGCGGAAUCCAGAACACUUCAUCGAGCUCCUCUACGUCACACCGGAAAUGGCCAGCAAAAGCCCCCAGUUCAUGAACGCUUUGCAAAACUUGUACCGCAACAAAAAGUUUGCUCGCAUCGUCAUCGAUGAGGCUCACUGCGUUAGCCAGUGGGGGCAUGACUUUCGUCCAGACUACAAGACGCUGGGACAGCUUCGAGCCAAGUUUCCUCAGGUUCCUGUCAUGGCGCUGACGGCCACUGCCACACAGAACGUCAUUGUCGACAUCAAACACAAUCUUCGUAUGAAGAACUGCCAAGUGUUUUCGCAAAGCUUCAACCGUCCGAACCUGUACUACGAGGUCCGGCCUAAAGGCUCCAACCCGGUAGUGACGCAGCAGAUCGCUGCUUUAAUCAAAGCCAAAUACCCCGAUGUUACAGGCAUUAUCUACACAAUUUCGCGAAAGCAAGCCGAAGAUGUUGCCCAGAAGCUCUCUGAACACGGCAUCACAGCACGACAUUACCAUGCCAUGAUUACACCCUCGGAGAAGGUGGAGGUACAAACUGCGUGGCAAAAGGGCCAAAUCAAAGUCGUAGUGGCUACGAUUGCUUUCGGGAUGGGGAUCGACAAGCCAGACGUGAGAUACGUUAUCCACCAUGGCAUUCCGAAGAGCUUGGAAGGCUAUUAUCAAGAAACCGGGCGUGCGGGACGUGAUGGGAAGCCCUCCGACUGUAUCUUGUUCUAUGGAAAGGGGGAUAUAAGAGUCCUCAAAAAGCUGAUACUGGACGGAGAUGGCAGCCACGAUCAAAAGGAAAGGCAGAUGGUAAUGCUGAACCGCGUGACAGCAUUCUGUGAUAACAAGGCAGAUUGUCGACGAACCGAGGUCCUCCGCUACUUUGGAGAGGACUUCCAUCCGUCACAAUGCAACAAGACCUGCGACAAUUGUCAGGCUGGGCUUGUAUUUGAGCAGCAGGACUUCUCCGAAUACGCCAUAGCCGCCAUACGAGUUGUCCAGCAGCAGCACAGACUGACGGCCAACCAGUGUGCGGAUAUCUUGAUUGGGAGGAAAUAUCCAGACAAUGAAAUGCAAAACUCGGAUGAGUACCACGGCAUGGCCAGGGGGAUGAAGAAGCAUGAGAUUGUGCGCGUUAUCGACCGCCUCUCGGCUGAGAAGGGCUUCCACGAGGACAACGUUGUUGGCAAUCAUGGAGUUGCUAUUCAAUAUCUCCAAAUCGGACCUGCUGCCGACCAGUUUCUGACGGGGAGACGAAAGCUUAUGCUGACGGUCCAAGUUUCUGAUCAUGGCGAUGCAGAUCAGACGAGACCCAAGAAAACAAAAGCCAGCAAGAAGCAGAAAGAGCCGGCUAAUAACGUACAAUCGACAUAUGUCUCCUCUCCCGUCAACGCACGCAGAAAAAGAGCAAUGGUGCUUGAUAGUGAUGACGAGUCAAACCUACCCACGACAGCACACGGCUAUGUGAACGAUGGCUUCGUUGUCUCGGACGAAGAGAUGGAAGACGAAGGUGAAGAGGAAAUGGCCGAAGAGGACGAAGCUUUUGAGCCGCUGCCUCAGCACCGACCCGCGAAACCAACCAACUCGACAGCCAGCUCCAGAAAGCCAUCACGGCCCGAACCUACCUCAGGUAGGCUGAAGCUGGAAGAUCUGCCAGAGAUCCAUCAGGACGUGGUGGAUGCUUUCGUUCAAGAGGCACGCCAACUGGAAGAGCGAUUUCGGAACAGGCAUGAAAUUAGACGACCACUGUUUAACGAUUCUCACCUGCAAGAAAUGGCCAUUAAUUGGACCAUCUCCCUCGAGAGCAUGAGCCGGAUUCCCGGGAUUGACGUCGAGAAAGUCAAGCAGUUUGGCUCGAAGCUGAUACCAAUCUUAGAGACGUAUCAUGAUUCAUAUCGCGAGAUUUCCGCGGCAGAGUCUGGUGGUGCUGGUGGCUCAGCUUUCAACUUAGAUCAAGAAAUAGUGGACCUGAUCAGUUCGGAUCUCGAGAUAGAUGAGGAUGAAGAGGAGGCCAUGGGGAUGGAAGAAGACUCUCACUACUUUGCUCCCCAACCGCCAGCGAAUGUGCAAGCAUUCCACGACAGGCUGCAGAGCUUGAAUAGUCACCCGAGUCAAUCCAGGGGCAGAUCAUAUAGCCGGGGUGGCGGAGGGGGAGGAGGAGGAGGGCGAAGGAGAUACUCUGGUGGGAAGAAAUGGUCCAAGAAAGGUGCUUCUGGCGGAGGCUCUCAGCGCCGGGGCAGCGGCUCUGGCGGGAGGGGAGGCGGUUCUGGGAGCGGCGGCGGCGGUUCCUCGUCUCGAUCUGGCGGAGGGAGCAGUGGCGGGUUCAAGCGUGACGGCAAGAUCGUCAAGAAGAGUGGAGGAGGGAUUGGUUUGAUGCCUUUAUGAUGAAUUGACCAUUGACGAACGGCUUUGCUAUUCCUCCGGGCG
Trichoderma citrinoviride is the source of this 5101-nucleotide messenger RNA. RefSeq lists its product as hypothetical. The transcript has 4 exons. Gene Ontology annotation, molecular function: ATP binding; four-way junction helicase activity; 3'-5' DNA helicase activity. The record is from RefSeq and is a predicted model, not a curated record. Gene Ontology annotation, cellular component: cytoplasm; nucleus; RecQ family helicase-topoisomerase III complex. Gene Ontology annotation, biological process: DNA replication; double-strand break repair via homologous recombination. NCBI's taxonomy places the organism in Eukaryota, Fungi, Ascomycota, Sordariomycetes, Hypocreales, Hypocreaceae. Bases 92 to 5059 code for a protein of 1655 amino acids.